Oryzias melastigma (Indian medaka) is the source of this 4560-nucleotide messenger RNA. It is a transcript of the gene lrrn1, whose product is annotated as leucine rich repeat neuronal 1. The record is from RefSeq and is a predicted model, not a curated record. Lineage: Eukaryota; Metazoa; Chordata; Actinopteri; Beloniformes; Adrianichthyidae. Gene Ontology annotation, cellular component: extracellular matrix. Bases 151 to 2295 code for a protein of 714 amino acids. Gene Ontology annotation, molecular function: protein binding. The transcript has a single exon.
GUUUGCUUUCUGUCUUUCAGGCUGCAAGUGACCAGAUGUUGGUUGGACUGAGUUCUUGCAAAAUCACUCUGGAUUUGUGCUGGAAGAAAACCAAACUGAUCCUCAUGAUCCCUCCUUCCGACUAACCCCGUGUGACCCGAGAGAGCAAUCAUGGCGCUGAACUUCCAGCUUUGGUCUCCUCGAAUCCUUUUGUGCGUCGGAGUUAUUUCCUUUCUGCCUCCAGCGAAUGGCAAGGAAUGUCCUCGUUUGUGUGUUUGUGAGAUCCGCCCCUGGUUUACUCCUCAGUCCACCUACAAGGAGGCCACCACCGUGGACUGCAAUGACCUGAGGCUGACCCGCAUUCCAUCCAACCUAUCAGCGGACACCCAGGUGUUGCUGCUGCAGAGCAACGCCAUCUCCCACACCAGCGGGGAUCUGCAAGCUCUGGUGAACCUGACUGAGCUGGACCUUUCUCAGAACAACUUCACCAAUGUGGAAGCAGUCGGCCUUCAAAACAUGAAUCAUCUGACCACCCUGCACCUGGAGGAGAACCAGAUCAGUGAUCUGCCUGACCACUGCCUGGGGAACCUCUCCAGCCUGCAGGAGCUCUACAUCAACCACAACAAGAUAAGCUCCAUCUCUCCACGCGCUUUUGCCGGCCUGCGCAACCUCCUACGACUGCACCUAAAUUCAAACAAGCUCCACGUAAUGGACAGCCGUUGGUUUGAAGAAACACCUAACCUUGAGAUCCUCAUGAUUGGGGAAAACCCAGUUAUUGGUCUUCUGGACAUGAACUUCCAGCCUCUGGGAAGCCUGAGAAGUUUGGUUCUGGCAGGUAUGGAUCUCACCGAUGUUCCUGCCAAUGCCUUUGUGGGUUUAGACAACCUGGAGAGUAUUUCUUUCUACGACAACAAACUGGUCAGAAUCCCUCAACUUGCUCUUCAAAACGUUCCCAAUCUCAAGUUCUUGGAUUUAAACAAAAAUCCCGUUCACAAAAUUCAGGAGGGAGACUUUAGAAACAUGCUGCAUCUUAAAGAACUGGGCAUCAACAACAUGAUGGAGUUAGUGUCGAUUGAUCACUACGCUUUGGACAACUUACCGGAACUCACAAAACUGGAGGCCACCAACAACCCCAAACUGUCCUACAUACAUAGAUUGGCCUUUAGAGACCUGCCGUCUCUUGAAAGUCUGAUGCUCAACAAUAACGCUCUCACAGCUAUUUACCAGAAAACUGUGGAGAACUUACCCAACCUGCGGGAGAUCAGCAUUCACAGCAACCCACUGCGGUGUGAUUGUGUCAUUCAGUGGAUGACUUCCAACCGGACCACGGUGCGCUUCAUGGAGCCCUUGGCCAUGCUGUGUACAUCCCCACCAGAACUCAAAGGAAAGCGGGUUCUGGAGCUGAAGAUGUUGGAGUCCCCAGAGCAGUGUCUGCCCCUCAUCUCCCAUGACAGCUUCCCCAGCCACUUGGACCUCGAGCUGGGUAUGAGUGUUAAUCUGGACUGUCGGGCGAUGGCGGAACCAGAACCAGACAUCUACUGGGUAACUCCUCUGGGGUCCAAGAUCACCACAGACACAGUGUCAGACCGGUAUCACCUGAGCAGCGAGGGGACGCUGCGGCUAUCUCACGUUCAGGUGGAAGAUUCUGGUCGGUACACCUGUGUCGCACAGAACUCAGAAGGCGCCGACACGUGGGUCGCCACCGUUCGUGUGAAUGGGACUCUCCUUGACAGCGCCCAAGUGAUGAAAAUCUAUGUCAAGCAGACAGAGUCUCACUCCAUCCUGGUCUCUUGGAAGGUCAAUUCCAAUGUCAUGUCGUCCAACCUCAAAUGGGCCUCAGCCACCAUGAAAAUCGACAACCCGCACAUCACCUACACGGCUCGUGUUCCUGUGGACGUCCACGAGUACAACCUCACGCACCUGCAGCCGGCCACCGAGUACGAGGUCUGCCUCACCGUUUCCAACAUACACCUGCAGACACACAAGUCCUGUGUCAAUGUGACAACACGGAGCGCCACCUUCGCCCUGGACCUGUCCGGUCAGCACCCCAGCGCGGCCGUGCUGGUCGUCAUGGCUACCAUGCUGGCCUUCCUCUGCCUGGCCACUGUGGGCAUGUACACAGCCCGCAAGUGGAAAAGGAAAAACUACCACCACUCCCUGAAGAAAUACAUGCUGAAGACCUCCUCGAUCCCGCUUAAUGAGCUGUACCCUCCACUCAUUAACCUGUGGGAGGCUGACGGGGAGAAGGAUAAAGACGGCGGCACGGAGGUGAAGCCUUGUCCUGUUGAUACCACACGUAGCUACUACAUGUGGUGAGAACCGACUACAGAGGCCAGACUGCCUCUCCAGCAGCACAAAAAGACACACUUUUGCCAUUUUGGUGCAAAAGUCAAAAAGGUUGCAGGUGGUUUUUGUAUUCUCAGCUUUGCUAAUAAGAGGCAGAGUGAUCAAGCGCAAGAAGAUUAUUAGUAUAGCGUAUCGCCUUUGUUUUAUCUGUACUUCUUAACUGUACUGGACACACAGAAGGCAGCUGUAUUUAGCCUCCAGGUCGACUUAGUUGUUCUGCUCUUUUUCUGUGGUGCAUUUCUGACUUUCUUUAGAAUUAAUAACAAUGCAGGCUGGAGGAUCUUGUUGCAUUAGUAAAACUCACUGUUUAUUUUUUUCUUCUAUUUUGUAAAGCAGCUAUUUUGUUGUGCACUGAUAGACAAAGAAGUUUGUACAGACUUCAGUUAAAAGCUGACAGCAGGGUUUAGACUCAUUUAACCGUCUACUGAAUGUUAGCAAUUGUGCCGUAACGUUGUAUCAACUAUAACUUUGAACUUUUUGAUUUAAAAAUUGCAAAAAGAGUAGAUUUUUAGCUUGUAAUGUUAAAUGCCAGAAAUGAGAACAUUUCUUCACUUUUUUUUUUCUUUCUAGUGCACUAAAAUCUUUGACUCUUUUCUGUUGUUUCUUGAACUAGCUGUUUUUUUUGUUUUUUUUUUUGCUCUUUGCUUAGUUCAUUAUUUUUACAUACAAUAUGUAUACUAAAUAACCUAACUAAUAAAUUUUGGUUCUUUUGCAGAAACUUUUGGACGAAUUUUCUUUAAAAUUCAUUUCAAACUUGAAAUCAUUAAUCAGCUUUUCAAUUGAUGCUACUGAAGAAAUCAAACUUAACAGUAACUUACUGCUCACUUGCUUGUAUUUAUCCAAUUUAUUGUGUUUAAAAGCAUUAGCUUGUGCUGUACACACGUGCACAUUAAUAUGAACUGCUACUGCCCCCUGGCGGCUGAUCCACAAAAUUACAAGAACAUAUUAACUCCAAAACCAAAUGUUUGUUGGAAGACGAGUCAAUUUCCUAUUAAAAAAAAAAGCCAACUGGAAAUGUUGAAGAUUAAGGGUAUACAUAUAGGAUAAAAUUUUGAUUUUUUUGUGCAGUUUUACAGUUCAAUUUUCCAUAUUUCCAUACAUAUUUCUUUAACUUUAUUAAAAAUAAUUGUCGAUUUUAAAAUGCACACAGGCUAAAACAAUUCACAGGUUUUAAUUGUUUCUGCAGUUAUCAUUAAUUUUCGAUGUGGAAAAUAGUUUUUGAAUAAAAAUUGUUGUUUUCAACUAAUAAUAAACUCAGAUCAUUUUUGCUAUUUUUGAACAAAUUCAAAGUUCAUAAUAUAAGUUGGUUAUUCUUAACAAUACCUCUUUGACAAAAGCAGAAAAAAAGCCUUGUGAAUAUAAUAUGUUGUGUUCUUUAUCAGCUCACAAUCCCCUCUUCCAGAAGUAAAGCUAUAAACAUGUUUCUCUGCAACCUUUUAGCAAAUGAAUAGACAUUUCAAACAUUUUUAUUUACAAAAAUAACAUUCAAGUCCUCACAUUUUGUCUUUACAUUCGUUCUCUUGUCAGGAAAUGUAAAAAAGAAAUCAGUAUUUGCAAAAUGAGAGCUAUAAAAAUAUUUCUGGUGAAUUUUUUUUAGAUUUAACUUCUUCCAAAUUGUCUGUGGCAGCAAAAGAAUCAAAAUGAUCUCAUGACGAGAGUGUGAGCCGGAGGUUCUCUGAUCAAACUGAGCGGGUUCUGUCAUCGUUUCUGCUCAGCAGCACAGCGAAAACCAAGAUUGGAGGCGGAGCUGUCUGGAGUGUUUUGGCUUCGAGCAGCGCAUCUGUAUCUGUAACAGUAAGACUGAAGACGAGGGAGAUAAGACGAGAAAGUGUUACUCCAAACAUAAAAAUCUCUCUUUUUUUUUAAAGUCUUCCUGUUUAUGAUAGAAAACAUAAUGAAGGUGGGAUGUAGGACUUUAAGUAUUCACUGGUGCUAUUUUACUUCCUUUUAGGUUAUUUAUUUAUAUUUGAUAAACAAAACUUUGAAAACAAUCAAAAUUCUAAAAAAAAAAAAUCUUACAGUUUUUAAAAAUGGGACUUUACCAAACUUGGCAACACAUCAUAAAUAUGAAUUUAAAAAGAAAAGAAAAACAGAAUUUUUCAUUGUCACGAACCACUCAAAAAUGAAACAUUCCACAUUCCCUAAUUCCACAUGCAUACAUGGCUUUUCACUUUACUUUAUUUGCUUUUAAUGGUCCAUUUUUUAAGCAUCUCUAAGAGCAUAAACUUCUGAACA